Truncatella angustata is the source of this 1134-nucleotide messenger RNA. RefSeq lists its product as uncharacterized. Gene Ontology annotation, biological process: regulation of transcription by RNA polymerase II. The transcript is spliced from 5 exons. The record is from RefSeq and is a predicted model, not a curated record. Gene Ontology annotation, molecular function: DNA-binding transcription activator activity, RNA polymerase II-specific; zinc ion binding. NCBI's taxonomy places the organism in Eukaryota, Fungi, Ascomycota, Sordariomycetes, Amphisphaeriales, Sporocadaceae. Bases 1 to 1134 code for a protein of 377 amino acids.
AUGUCCCAACGACCCAUGAUUGUUAAGCUCAAUACUCAGGUGUGCGAACGGACAGGUUGCAAGAACUGUAAAAGCAGAAAAGUCAAGUGUGAUGAGCGGAAGCCCGCGUGUUCGAACUGUGUCAAACGCCAGAUCGAUUGCGACUUUAUGGACUUUGGGUCGCCGGUUUCUGGGCCGUCGUCUACGCCCGGCCUUGAGUCCGCCUGUAGCCUGAAUAUGAGGGAUCUCGAACUCCUGCACAACUACUCGACCAGCACGUACCGGACUUUGUCUGAAGAUUUGGCUAUGCGAGAGUUCUAUAGAGUCUCGGUGGUACAGGUAGGCUUGGGUUGCGAUUAUAUCAUGAGAGCGCUCUUGGCUAUAUCCAGUCUUCACCUGGCACUACAUCGGCCUCAUUUAAAAAGUCAUUACCAAUCGAUGGCCAUGACACAACAUCAAUUAGCGUCGAGGGUAGCAAUACCGCUCAUGUCGGAAGUGACUCCAGAGAGCGCGCAGAAACUUUUCUUGUUCUCGACCUUAACGGUAUACUAUGCUCUUGCUGGCCCACGUAGAUCAGUGGAUGACGGCCUACUCCUGGAAGAAGCUACAUUUCCCGACUGGGUGUUCCUGUCGCAAGGCCCCCACGGCCUACUCAGCCAAGCUGGCGCCAUGGACCAAGGUCCGCUCUCCCCCAUCAUUAAGCAUGGGAUUAUGAGAUACGAACUACGAGAGAAGUCGGCUCACCUCGAAUCAACUGCACAUGCGCAGCUUUCGGAGCUAGAGGUCUCAAUCAUGCGACAGGAUCUGCCCGAAAGGCUUCGGCGCAUUUAUGGAAUAGCGAUUGCUGAGCUGAAAAAGUCUUUCAGUCAGCUUCAGCAUAGUCAGACCCCCUACGAGCUGACCGAUGCAUUUGUAUGGAUUUAUGUCGUGGCGGAAGACCUGCUGCCGUUAUUACGAGCUCCGACACAAGAAGCAGUGGCUAUCUUUGCAUUUUUCUGUGUUCUUCUCAAAGCGCUGGACGGACAGUGGUGGCUUCAAGGUUGGGGCCAGCAUCUUAUAAGUCGUGCGUAUGCAUUACUGGAUGAUGAAUGGAGACUGAGGAUAAGGUGGCCCAUAGACGAGAUUGGCUGGAUACCUCUUUCAGCCUUCGGUUGA